Papilio polytes (common Mormon) is the source of this 768-nucleotide messenger RNA. RefSeq names its product paired mesoderm homeobox protein 2B-like. Bases 1 to 699 code for a protein of 232 amino acids. Gene Ontology annotation, biological process: regulation of transcription by RNA polymerase II. Gene Ontology annotation, molecular function: RNA polymerase II transcription regulatory region sequence-specific DNA binding; DNA-binding transcription factor activity, RNA polymerase II-specific. NCBI's taxonomy places the organism in Eukaryota, Metazoa, Arthropoda, Insecta, Lepidoptera, Papilionidae. The transcript has 4 exons. The record is from RefSeq and is a predicted model, not a curated record.
AUGCGCUACCAGCCGCCGCCGCCGCAGUGUGCGCGCCCGCAGGAUGCCGCCAUCAGGAACCACCACAUAUUCCCACCCUCAAUGAACUUACAACCUGGUCUUCCAUACAAGAUGUACGGCGGCAAUGAGGGCUCAUUAACAGAGAAGCGCAAGCAACGUCGCAUCCGUACAACGUUCACGUCCGCGCAGCUCAAGGAAUUGGAGCGAGCGUUCCAGGAGACCCAUUACCCUGACAUCUACACGCGCGAGGAGAUCGCCAUGAAGAUAGACCUCACAGAAGCUAGGGUACAGGUAUGGUUCCAGAACAGACGGGCAAAGUUUCGUAAGCAGGAACGCCUGGCACAGCAGAAGGCGGGCGAGGCGCCUGUGAAGGCGGAGGGCAAGCGUGACAAGCCCGGAUCCCCCGCCUCCCCGCAGCACACGCCGCCUGCGGCCACGCACCACAGCCUGCCGCAUCUCUCCCCACCUGACCUCAAACCUAUCACCUCCGCAGCGAACAAACUUUGCGAUGAGCUAAACGGUGUGGGCAGCGGUGGAGGUGGAAUGCCUCCAGUGAGCAGCGCCGGCGGCAAGUGGGCCGGCGGCUGCGGCCUGUUGCGACAGCCCUCCGGCUUCCCACUACUGGGCGUCGCGCCCCCCAACUACCUACUCUCCGACCAUCUCGGCACUCUAGCCAAAACGAACAACCAUCUUUUCUAAUGGACUGUACCACGCGAUGAUUCCGACCUUACCACAGAUGAUACACUGAACGCGUACUACUCGUCCUUG